AAAAAAAUCGUAGAAGAAGAAAAAAACACCACAGAAGAAGAACUGAAAGCGGAAAAAGAAAGAAGCAUCGUUUAACCGUGUGGCAAUAACAGAAACGUUCAACGCAGUUCAAAAAGAGAUCAAACCACAAUGCUUCCCUUGUCUCUGCUGAAGACUGCCCAGAACCAUCCGAUGCUGGUGGAGCUGAAAAAUGGAGAGACUUACAACGGUCACCUGGUCAGCUGUGACAACUGGAUGAACAUUAACUUGAGAGAAGUCAUCUGCACCUCUAGGGAUGGAGAUAAGUUCUGGAGGAUGCCUGAGUGCUACAUCAGAGGAAGCACCAUCAAGUAUCUGAGAAUCCCAGACGAGAUCAUCGACAUGGUGAAGGAGGAGGUGGUGUCAAAGGGCCGCGGACGUGGAGGAGCUCAGCAGAACAAACAGCAGGGCAAAGGAAGAGGAGGAGCUGGCCGUGGUCUCUUUGGUGGACGAGGCAGAGGAAUGACCGGUCCUGGAAGGGGUCAGCAGCAGCAGCAGGAUAAGAAACCCAGCAAACCACAGGGAAUGAAGAACCAGCACUGAGAGACUCAAUCAUACCUUCAACAACACACCAUGUUAUAUAGAACGACUACUCUUUGAGUAGAUGUACAAUGGCCUCUCUGGUGUUUGUUUUUGCUGCAGUGAUUGUCUGACCACAGCACUAAUCAAACUGGGAGGAAUGGAGAGAAGCUGUGCUCUGGCACUAUGUUUGUUUGUUUUUAAGCACCUGUGAGUAGGUAUUGAUUUUUUAUUAUAACCAUACAUUGGUGUAUCAGAGCCAACAAUCCCUUAAUUACAGUUUAUAUGUUUGAUCACAGGUUGCAAAAAGUCAUUGAAGAGAAUCAAAUUGUUUUGCAGUGCACUGACUUCCUUUUCUCCUGUUUGUUUCCCUGUAAAGCAACAGCCCAACCCCAGAUUCUGUCGCAUGAAUAUGAUUUUUAAAUUGCUCUUAGUUUGCUGUUGUUUGUUUGCUGUUUCUUUUGUCUGCUGUGACAGUCUGUUCACAGCAGGUGGGCCGUUAGACUAGCACUCGGGACGAGGACCCUGCCCCGGAAUUUUUUUUAAGAAAGUGUAAGAUGACACAUUAUGGUCAAAAGGAGUUUCAGUAAAAAAGAUUCUCACGUCUGAAGAACGAUAAGAGUCCAACAUGUUUGUUGGUUGGGUUUUGUUUUAUUUUUGUAACAAAAGACAAUGUUGUAAUUUAUGUACGAGACAACAUGAGAAUAAAACCGCUUUUGUGAGAA
Cheilinus undulatus (humphead wrasse) is the source of this 1262-nucleotide messenger RNA. It is a transcript of the gene lsm4, whose product is annotated as LSM4 homolog, U6 small nuclear RNA and mRNA degradation associated. Bases 130 to 561 code for a protein of 143 amino acids. Gene Ontology annotation, molecular function: U6 snRNA binding. Gene Ontology annotation, biological process: nuclear-transcribed mRNA catabolic process; mRNA splicing, via spliceosome; P-body assembly. Gene Ontology annotation, cellular component: spliceosomal tri-snRNP complex; P-body; U6 snRNP. The record is from RefSeq and is a predicted model, not a curated record. Lineage: Eukaryota; Metazoa; Chordata; Actinopteri; Labriformes; Labridae. The transcript has 5 exons.